Molecule: messenger RNA, 9798 nt
Organism: Ornithodoros turicata
Lineage: Eukaryota; Metazoa; Arthropoda; Arachnida; Ixodida; Argasidae
Product: one cut domain family member 2-like
Exons: 4
Coding region: 143-2089 (648 amino acids)
Biological process (GO): regulation of transcription by RNA polymerase II
Cellular component (GO): nucleus
Molecular function (GO): RNA polymerase II cis-regulatory region sequence-specific DNA binding; DNA-binding transcription factor activity, RNA polymerase II-specific
Source: RefSeq, a predicted model, not a curated record
GUCCGGCACUGCGCGGCGGAAACAUUGACAACAGAGAGGUAAGCGGACCUUGGAACGCUGCGCUGGGAUCGUUAAAAUCUAUCGAAGGAGUGUCUUGGAGUGUUCGAUGGCGCUUUGAUUGGCGUCUGUGGCAAGGAGCAUCAUGGAGACCCUGGGAGGAGAGCUGGGCACAGCGGUCGACGCUGAGGAGGAGGAGCCCGGCAGCUCCUCUCCCCACCCUCCCGACGAGGAGGAGGAAGAGGGGCGAGAAGGGGAAAACACGCCGUGUCCCGUGCACGCUGACGAUGACGACCUAGUCGAUGCCGCACCGCCAGCGGUCGACGACGACGACGACGACGGGCGAUCCACGCCUGACCUCCUACCGUCCGCCGCCGACCUCUCGCUCGGCGGACGCACGUACAGGGAGGACGACGACGCGUCCCCACCGGCACAGCCGCCCAGUCCGACGUCUGACGACGACCUCGACGACCCAGUCGUGAGUCCCGGCUCGCCAGGCAUGAUUGACGCGUCGGACUUUCGAGGUCUCGGCGGCGAUCCCACCGGCCCGUAUGGGGCUGGAAGGAUGUCGCCUGCGGGCUUCUCGGCCAGCUCCAGUUACGCAACGCUCACACCCCUGCAGCCGCUGCCACCAAUUUCAACCAUGUCUGACAAAUUUUCUCACUACGGUCACCACCACCAUCAUCACCAUCACCAGCAACACCACCAGCAGCAGCAACACCACCCGGGUGGGGGAUUCCCCUUGAUGCAGAGCCAGUCGCCGCUCGGUGCCAUCUCUAUGAACAGUUAUCACGCGCAGUAUGACAAGCUCAGCAGCUCAGGCAUGAGUCCCCCAAUGCUCGGUGGGGGUGGACUCCCUUCGCCCCCAUCCUCUUAUUCACAGAACGGUCUGUCCGACAAGGGUCUCAACGGCUACGACGCGUAUGCUCCUCCGCGAGGUCUAGGAUCACCCCAGUCACCGACCAGUCUUCACUCGCCCACUGGCAUGUUACCACCGCUCAAUGGCCUGGCGACGGGUCCACCGCCCACCCCGCCUGCUGCCCAUCUCGCCGCACCGGCCUCACCACCCGCACCGCCACAGAUGGACAUCAAGCCCCCGCCACCGACAACUGUGGUGACAGUGGCACAGCCUCGUCUCGUCCUCCCCGUUUCUGUAACUACGAUGCCCCAAGUGGCACUGUCUGUGGGACAAGUCAUGGUUGGGAAGGCGAAUAAUGUCAUGCCCAACCUUUUGGUCGGCGGUAUCGGUUGUUCUCCCAACAAGAUUCUUCAGCAGCAGACGCCUCAGCAGCAUCAACAAGCGGUACAACAGCAAGUGGUGCAGCAGCAGCAACAGCAGCAGCAAGCGGUUCAGCAACAGCAGACGACACAGCAGCAACAGCAGACGACGCAACAGCAGCACACGGGAAACGCGGAUGAGGUUGAAGAGAUCAACACCAAGGAACUGGCGCAGCGGAUAAGUGCAGAAUUGAAGCGGUACAGCAUACCACAAGCGAUCUUUGCUCAGCGGGUACUGUGUCGAUCACAAGGCACGUUGUCUGACCUUCUGCGGAAUCCAAAGCCUUGGAGCAAGCUCAAGUCGGGGAGGGAGACGUUUCGCCGCAUGUACAAGUGGUUGGAAGAACCAGAGUUUCAAAGGAUGUCCGCACUCAGGCUUGCAGUCAAAAUGAAUGCUCAGUCCCCCAAGGUGGACACCACAUGCCCUCCUCGCACCGCAAACCUGUACACACCGCAUUCAAGUACGUACAUGCCAGACGUUCACAUGCCGUUUAAUUCUUUGCCCUUUGCAUGCAAACGGAAAGAGGACCCUUCGGCGCCUACCUCUCAACAACCGGUGUCUGCUCCACCGCCGUCUUCGGGCCCGAAAAACCCCAACCAGCCCAAGAAGCCCCGCUUGGUGUUCACCGACUUGCAACGGCGAACGCUACAGGCCAUCUUUAAGGAGACCAAGAGGCCCUCGAAAGAAAUGCAGAUCACCAUCUCGCAGCAGCUCGGGCUCGAGCUGUCAACAGUCGGCAAUUUCUUCAUGAACGCGAGGCGCCGCUCGCAAGACAAGUGGCAGGAUGAAGCGGACAAGAAAUCAUCCUCGUAACAUGAACAUGGAACAACAUGGUCGGAGAAAACGAUGAUGAUGGAAUAUAAUAUAUAGACUACGUACGCUCGAACAGCCCGCGAGGUUCAAGUCAGAGAGACACGACGGUUGUGGCUAUAUACUUGAAAAAUGAAGAAAACGCACGCUGCACAAGGUUGUCCACGGCCCGCCCCCCUUCUGUGCCCAGAGUUGUGUGUUAGCGGAAAUAGUUUUUGCAGUAGUGAUACCGUUGUUCUAGUCGUACGUUAGGUUCCUCUUUUGCUGCUCAGGGGUUGUGUAUACGCCGUGACGCAAACAUGAUCCAGGGUCGAGAGACUAUACGCUAGAAAGCUUACGCGGGGCCUCGGUCUCGUAUUUAUGUGUGUCCGAGUCUGCUGGUUAGACUACUCCUCAGGAGGCUACGACCUCACCGUUCGCCGGAAGCAGACGAAAAUACACUCAAUCAAUCGAUCAAUUGCUGAAAUAGCCCUCGCGUCUUCGGGGCUUCUUAAAUCACGGAUAAUUACGCGGGCUGUUAUGUCUCGGUCACGUGAUGCCUGCCCAGAGCGACGGACGUUAUCUCAUGUGGAGGUGUUACACCAUUCAAUAUUGAGUCGCAAAUCAGGGAGUAACACUCGCGGAAAAGGGAGUAACAUGUGCGGCAGACGGAGAAACAGUUGUGGAACACUAAGUGAAAAAUCGCGCAUGAGCAGCACGCACGUUUCAACCUAUUUUCCAUUUACGAAUGUACAACUCCUGAGCAGCUCAAGAAUCUUUACUCCCAAAUGGGACGAAAAGGGACACGUUACAAUUCCUACGAUGGUACCACAGAAGGGGGAAGAGAGAAACAGGAGCGGCCGCGCGACCAGGUCACGUGGACCUUCAGCGUGAGUUGUGUGCGUGCGAGUGUUUGUGAGCCAACUGUGGACACUGAGGACAUGUGGACACAAACGACACCUCCUCUCGGCCAGGGACAUCCCACGUCCACGGCCGGCAGCAGCAUUUAACGCUCUCUCUCUCUUCAGCACGGACAAAAUGAGGACAUCCCAGGUGUCCGCAGUGUUUGUUUGUUUGUUUCGUUUCUCUUCUCCCUUUUUCACGUUUGUGUCCACUCAGAUUUUUCGUCCCGUUGUGUCCCUACAAAGUCCCGGUUACCCGCGCCAAGUUUCUCCCCUGGGGUGUUGAAAAGGAGUAAAACGUGAUCUCACUCUCGCGUUUCUCGACAUUUCAGUUUCUAUUACGAGCAACUCCGUGAAACUCCGUUAUAAAGAUCUCAGUGUGACCGGGAGAAAAUUCGAUAUACGCGGCAUUUCGAUAAAAGCGAAAGUGACGUUUACUUACGUUUACUGUAGCCUUCGAAGAGUGCGGAAACAACGCGGGAGCCUUAAAGCAAGAGUUCAAGCAGGCAAACAAACCUCAGUGACGAGCACGUUGGUAGCAGUGCCAUUUUAAAUCAAGGUGUCUAAAAAGAUUUUUUUAAAAAAGAACGGACUUUCGUUGACUCGCAGUUCGCAGUAGGCGGACUCGGCUGGCAGUACACUUCCAAUAAUCCGUUCGAGACAGAUGCAUUUCGGCCGGGACAGUGUGAAACUUCAAAUACAACGAUAAUUUCAAGAAAAUAUUUCGUUAUAACGAUGGUGUACCGUUGUUAAGAAACAAUAACCACUAGCACGUCGUCCCAAUUGAUAAAAAAACACCUCGUUAACAAUACUGCUCUUAUUAGUCCCAUUUCUUUCAUUACCCUAUACGGCCGUAAGUCUGUCCGAGUGGGAAUGCGUCUUACUCCAUUUGAACUCCCCAAUUACUCCGUUAUAGAGUGCACUUAGUCAAGACACGUUCACGCUACAGCAAUACUGCAAGUUUAGAGGGACUAAACAGCAUACAUUCCUCACACAGUUAAGUGGGAAAAAAAGGUGUUAGUGUGUUGAAGUCACUUUCUUAGUCUAGCGAAUGCACCGUUGUCUGCUUGAUCAGUUCAAACUGGAGAGAAUGCGCUGAGAUUUGAUUUCUUCUCGCAUUCCAACGCCGCAUUGAUGUUCUUAUUUAUGCGUGCUCUUAUCUCUGUAAAUAGUGCAUCGGUACAUUCCAUUUUCCUUGUAAGUUAUACAUAUUUAUUGUGUGAAUUUUUAUUCACGAAAACAAUCUGGCUUACACUUAAAUAUUUAUUAUUUAAUGUAAAUAUAUUAUUUAUUGUGUUAUAUUUGUGCACCUACUUUUUACAACAGGUUGCUCUAGUCACUCACUCAGUCAAUCAUUAGGGUUCAUUUACGUUGAUCAAUUAAUGGGAUGAUUUUUUUCCCCCUGCUAGCAACAUUCCAGUCUAGGUUCGAGUGAUAAUUCUAGUCAGUUGUGCAAGAAGUUCCCGGUAUUUUUCGUAGGACGUUUUAAAAAUUAAUUAUGUAUUUAUUAAUUAUGUUUAUUAUUUAUUAUGUGUGUUUUGUGCUUACUGGAUGUGUAGUCAGUCUUGCUUUUAUGCAGCCAUACAGUAUUUAUUGUCAUAUUUAUUGUCACACUAUUUAUUGCCAUUUCAUUUGAUGAUACAUGCAAUGUUUUUGUCACUUGCUGUGUUGUACCUGCUUUUGCGGAUUCAGGAUAGGGAUACUCCACUGCAGCAGCCAAAACGCGCCCAGAGUUCCCGUCGGACAACUUGCAAUCCUUUGUCACAGCGCAAGCAAUCAUUUAAUUGAAUUUCUCAAAUAACGCGGUGCCUCUUUCAACUGCCCAUGGCCGCUCCAAUUGAUUCGCGGUGCCGUCACAAAAGGAAAUUAAAAAAUAAUUACAGGUAGUAGGUGUCAGAAUUUCCCUGCUACACGUUCUACCAUACAGGAAGAAAACUAUUAGGGAGCAAUUACAGCUUCUAUCCCCUGGGUUGCAGUUACUCCCCAAUCUUAGUCCCCUGACCCUGAAACUAACUCCCCGGUACUGCUACUGCUCCCUAAACUUCACAUACACCUCAGUGUAUUUAGUCCCCAAAAGGGAUUAGUGGUUGUGUGGAUGCAUUUAUCCCCAAAAGGCCUACAUUUAAUCGUUUUUUUUUAGAAACUCCAGAGGAAAAAAGCGCUUUCGCAUUCGCUCAUCCUUAUUUCCCGUUUCACCUCCAGCAAGCGGGAACUCCGCGUCUUCCUCUUCCCGAAAAGUGGUCCAGUAGUAACAAACACUCAUUGGCCAACCCAAACCUCAAUUGUCUGGCGAUUCGUCCACAAUCGCUGGUCCCUCAUUGGUUCGUUUGCAUUUGAAACAGUACAAGUUUACUUAUCCGUUCCCUUCCUCUUCCCUUUUUUCCCUUUUUUUUUACAGUGCAGAAAGAGGGCAAGCCCGGAAUGUUCCGAGGUCGCCGUUGCACGCGAACUAAGACUACAAUUAAGAGUGGGUGAAACUUGGUCUGCUUAAUUACUCGUAAAGGCACGCUGCUUUCGGGAGAAGAGGAAAAUGAAGAGGGGGGAAGGUGAAACGCAAUUAAACUCCCCGCGCGCUCCGACGAGAAUUCGGAGCGAUUCGGUCAGCAAAAUUUUAGCGAAUCUAAACGGAUAUAUAUAUGCGUAGAUGGACGCGAAUUAAGAAUUACGAGUGGUGUGGAAGAGAGAGAGAGAGAAAAGAACUACUUAAUCGGAUAUUAUCAUUGAAGGUGUAGGCACAGACUGUGGGAUUCUUAAUGUCCCAGUAAACUUCGGCCUUUGAAACAUUGUCGUUCUCUUCAAACAUAAUCCGUGGAAAACAUUUAAAGUGCGUUACGAAAAUGUUACGCGGCAUUUGCUACCUCUUUUGUUACUAUAGCCUUCUCGCGACGGAAGGCCGCGAAUUAUCACGAAUUGUCACUUUAUUGUCCAGUUUAUAAUCACUUAUCCUUAUCGUUCCGGUCCCAUUGGUACGGUGUCGGUGUUUCUUAAUCUGAAAGAAAUCCGCAAAGUACGUUUUAUCAUAAAAGUACAUCCUCUUAAUUACUGUUCAAUUAUUCUCUGAAUUCCUAAAUUGUUCUUAAUUUCCGAGGAAUUAGAUCGUUAUCCACCCAUCACCUCAUAGUCAUCGAUAGUCGGCAAAUUUCCUCAUUGGUUGUUACUUCAUCUACUUGUUGUUGUCUUAAUUGAUGGAUCUCCCGUUGUACGUCAAACCUCUGGAUAACUUACGGUGUUGCAAAGUGCGCUAUCCGAGCCUCAGAGCCGAGUAUUAAAAGUAUUUGUCACUUUACCGCCUCGAUAAAGUAGUCGAGAGAGAGAGGGAAGCCCGUUUGGCGCAUGGCCGAUUCUACGGAAUGCCUAAGCGGUGUUCCUAUUAAUUGCUGCUCAUUAACCGCCCGAGCGGUCGCCAUAGUUUCCGGCGGCAACUCUUAGUCCGCUAAAAGCGGCGGGAAAAUUGCGAAGCUUUUUCUUACUGUCGCGGUGUCGUCUCAUCACGUUUUCUUCUUCUUCUUCUUUUUUUUUUUUUCUCAUAUCUUCUGCAGUGACGUUGUUAAGAAUUCCGACGAGGCAGGAUGUCUGUGCGAGUCUUUGCUGCUUGUGGAGUAACUUAAACAAUUGUGUGUUUUUUUUUUCUUUUCUUUAUUCAACUGUUGUGUGGUUCACUCUGCUGUGUUAACGACAACAGUGCGACGCAUCUUUAUUUUUUACGGCAUGAACGUCCUGCUGGUAUUCGAUGUUGCGGGGCUGCAUUAGGUAUUGUGACAAUCCAGGCGUAGACCUCAUAUAGGUCUCUUUCGGAACCGGUGUUUUUUAGGAUGAACAAUAUUGGACGUAAAUACUCACUUGCACAAGAUUGUUUAUGUCACGUAUUUAUUUAUUUAAUUAAUUUAUUCAUUGCCAGAGUGUCGUACGAGUCCAUGGGAAACAGGUGGUCACUUGACGAUGGUGUUUUGUUUCAGUUAUUUUAUUCAUUGGAAACGACAAUUACGUUUAAUGCCAAUGCCUGCGUUACUUUACGUGAGUAGGUUAUUUGUACGCAAAUAAUAGCUUUCACACGAUGAUACCUUUAUCGCUUCUACUCUCUUUACCCAGUUUAGCCUUUAAGUUUAUUAUCCAGCAAACAUUUAGGAUCCGGCUUAUUCCUAUGUUACAAGCAAGAGACGUAUUUUAUUGGAACGAAAUUGCUGUAUUGCAUUAACGUGUUCAUCGUUACAACAUAAUCGUAUAUUUGCAAAUACGCAGAAGGAAAAAAAAAAAGCUAAAAAAUUGCAAGGUGACAGCGUGACAGACUUGUUGAGCACUCACCCUUCCCAAAGUUAAGUUACUGUCUACUACCCUUAUUGUGUAGAAAGAGAAAAAAAAAAUCCUUGCUGUGUGAAAGGAAGCCACAAAACCACAUUCGCGCACUUUCCAACCAAUAGCGCGUGUGUGGCGCGCAUGCCGUCACCGUUGUAACAAUAUGCAAACUAACAGACACACACUCACAGAGGGCGCUCUCACAAGAUGGCCGGCCAUCUCGUCUGCUUCGCUUACGAAGAAGCAGAAAUCCCGCGCCGACAAACAACCCAGCAAAAAAAGAUGGCCGCUUUAUUUUGUAACAUGAAAUCUAUGUCCUCGUUCACUGUACACAGUUGUCUAUUUAGGCAUUAUAGAUCACCCGUUCUGCAGGUAUUUAGCGAUAUUCAACGCGGAGCUGCCGUUUGCGGUUGGAAGGAAAAAAAAAAACAAAAAAAAAAACAAGGCUUGGUUUUGCCGUUUCUCAUCCACUUCUGCUGCAUGUCCUGUUGACCCGAAAAAGGAUACGUGUGGCAUCAACUGCGAAGUAGCUGUAAAUAAACAUUGGGACACGUAGCAACCGAUUCGGAAGGAAGUACGUAACUUUUUUUGUGUGGUACUUGGAUUGGAUUGUCUUGGAUUAUCUUUCAUUGGGUUCUUUGCAAACUACCCCUAUUCGCUAAUUGAGAUUGGCUAUUCUUGUAGAAGUGCACAUGUGACCAACAUAUUUGCAUCGCUUCGUCUUAAUUUCAUCGAACGAUUUGCAUCUUACUCGUUUUACGGAACCUUGUCGUGCCCGUUACAUUCGUUCUACCUCUACUAGCUGCUCACGCCCAUUUCGUGACGUGGGCACUUGCCCCAGCCAAUCACAUUGGAGAACGCGUCCACGUCAGGGGCCUUAAAUAUGCACAAUAUCCUUAUGUGUUUAUAUCGGAUUCUGGCAGAGCUACAAUACCGAAGGAAAUGCAAAACAGAGGAUUAGUUUGUGCUGAUAGUAAAAGUAUCGUAAACUUGGCGCAAGUGAAAAUUAAUGGGUUUAAUUACGGGAGUGAUACGACAACAGUGUACGAAUGCGAAUACCGAUUGGUUAACAUAAAAUGUUGGGAAAAACUUGCGCGAGUUCAAAAAAACUGAGAGUCCGAUCAUAUAUAUAUAUAUAUAUGGAAAUAAACGAAUUGAAUUGAAUAUAUAUAUAUAUAUACAAAAAAAAAACGAAACACGAUAUUAACCUUAGCGUGAAAGCCUGCGGUUAUUUGGACUGCCCUUUGUCGGUAAAGUGAAAACAUAUGUGUAGAGACUGUCCACUUUAAGAUGGUGAUGCAUUGGAGUGACAAGUUCGGAAUUCCGUUUCAUCAUGUUGUCUUCCAUGCAUUUUAGUGACAACAAAACUGAAAGAGGCAAAAGUGAAUUGGCCCUCUUCUGAAAGCCACAGCGAACGAUACGGGUUUGAGGCAGCGUUAUAGAAGGCACUUAGAACUGGUAUCUAAUGUCUUUUUGAACAGCGUAAAACGAGCAUUUUAUUGCACCCACCCUGUCACUAUUGGGGGUGAAAAAAAAAAAAAAAAAGAAAGAGGAAAAAAUGUCGUCCCGCAUUCAAAGUAGAUCACUUCGCGCACGCACGCACACAAAAGGAAAAGUGCCGUUUGUUUUGCUUAUUCUCUGUGUGGCACUCCUAUUUCGAAACGCAAAACGUUGAUGUCCGGUUAUUCGAAUUAUCGGGCAUUGUACUGCUUUGUACAUGCUUUAUGGGUCAGUGGAGUCGUCCUUCAUGUUGUGUUAUGUUGUGCCAUCGUAUGAUAAUAUAGACUAUUUUGUUCGCAGAAAACAAAAAGGGUUACGCCGUGUUCCAAUUAAGUUUGUCUAAUAAUGUAAACGUGCUAAUCACCUGUAGCUAAAAGAAGCGAAAACCUCUAAACUAGACACGCUUUUCGUGACAUAAGCAGUCAGACUUGGGGAUCGAUUGCGGGAUGUUGGUUUCGCAUGCGAUUUGGAACGCAUACCAAUGCCGAAUUUCCAGCAAAGAAGAAGAAGAAAGAAAGAAAAGAACGGCAGUCGCGCGUAAAAGCCGCAGCAUCGAGACGAGACUCGCUAGUUUCGCCAUCUUCCGACUACGAUGCAAACUGCAGAUGAUAUCGCCUGCCCGGUUUUUUCAAUGAUGACGAUGAACGUUGCUUUAUCGUUCCUGUAUCACUGUACAUAGUUAUCAGCCGGAUAAUAUGUCUCACAUCGUCGCCCCAUAGCAAUAAAGUGCAGACGGCACCUCACUUUACUCAGAAAAAUAAACAAAAAAACAACAAAAAAAAUGCCUCCCACACCACACCGCGGUUUCGGUUGGGGCAAAAUGCUCAUGCACUGCACCAAAUAAAAUGACGUCUUGUGGCGCCACCUUUUUCUGUAUUCUCUCCCGUGUAGUUUUGUAAAGAAAGAGUGUCUAUGCUGCCCCAUCAUGUUUUAGUUUCGGUUUCUUUACCGUCUACGUUUGGUGUGUUGCGCGCGAUUGCCUAUGUGUCUUUAUCGAGCAGAAACCUGAUGGCAACAUUGACAGAAUAAAGACUAGCC